Molecule: messenger RNA, 1778 nt
Organism: Lepidothrix coronata (blue-crowned manakin)
Lineage: Eukaryota; Metazoa; Chordata; Aves; Passeriformes; Pipridae
Gene: ABRAXAS1
Product: family with sequence similarity 175 member A
Exons: 9
Coding region: 24-1241 (405 amino acids)
Biological process (GO): mitotic spindle assembly; protein K63-linked deubiquitination; attachment of spindle microtubules to kinetochore
Cellular component (GO): nucleus
Molecular function (GO): microtubule binding; polyubiquitin modification-dependent protein binding
Source: RefSeq, a predicted model, not a curated record
GCCCGUCCCGCCAUUGCCGGGGCAUGGAGGGCGAGAGCACCUCGGCCCUGCUCUCGGGCUUCGUCUUCGGCGCGCUCGCCUUCCAGCACCUCAGCACCGACUCGGACACGGAAGGUUUUCUCCUUGGAGAUGUGAAAGGUGAAGCCAAGAACAGCAUUACUGACUCACAAAUGGAUGAUGUCGAAGUUGUUUAUACAAUAGAUAUACAGAAGCAUAUUCCCUGCUACCAGCUGUUCAGCUUUUAUAAUUCUGCAGGAGAACUGAAUGAACUUGCCCUGAAGAAAAUACUAUCAGGCUGUAAGAAGAGUGUAAUAGGAUGGUACAAAUUCAGACGCAACACAGACCAGACCAUGACAUUCCGGGAGAGACUCCUCCAUAAGAACCUGCAGUCACACCUAUCAAAUCAGGGUCUUGUAUUCCUUCUGUUAACCUCUAGUGUGAUGACAGAAAGUUGUUCUACUUACAGACUGGAACAUGCCUUACAUCGGCCACAGGAAGGUCUUUUCCAGAAAGUCCCUUUGGUGGUUACCAAUCUGGGUAUGGCAGAACAGCAAGGCUACAGAACAGUGUCUGGCUCCUGCGUAUCUUCUGGCUUUGUGAGAGCAGUAAGACAACACAGGUCAGAGUUCUUUCACGAGGAUGGAUCCUUGCAAGAGGUUCAUAAGAUAAAUGAGAUGUAUGCCACUUUGCAGGAGGAACUCAAGAAAAUAUGCUUUACAGUAGAAGUCAGUGAACGAUCUGUAGAGAAACUUUUAGCAGAGGUGAGGCAAUUAAAAGAAGAAAUAAAGAGGAAAAAGCAACAAGGUUGUUCAGGAGAAGACAGAAACUACACAGGAGAGCCAAAGGAGAAUGUUCUCCUUUGUCAGGCACUGCAAACAUUUUUCCCCAAUUCUGGACUUCAGACAUGUAUUGUUUCCUUCAAAGGCCAACAGAUAUCCAAGAACUGCUGUAACAUUAACCAUAAUAUUAAUGUCAUGGACAAACUGACUCUCAUGGUAGAGGAAAGAGACUUCACUGAAGCUGAAACAAGACAUCUAACCAAGCGUAAAGUCAGAGGGACCACAACAGUAUCAAAGUCAUUCAAGAAAUCCAGAUCAUUGCAGCUUCACCGAGAAUCACUUGCAGACCCAGAGGACAGUGACCAGGACAGGAAGCUUACACUGAGCAGCACUGAAUCAGACGAGGAUGUGUUGGAAAAAAAUAGAGACACAAAUGAAUACCCACACUCUCCUACUUUCUGAUCUGUUAAUGAUUUGUCAGAUGACUUCACACCAAAAGCUACUGCCAGCAUAUUCAAGUGAUGUGUCAAUUUUCAGCACUGCAGGGAUGUAUAUAACUUAAUCCAUUUUUGCAAAACGUACAGGGUUUGUUUGGGGUUUCUGUCCAGUGCAUGAAUCCUGUUCAGCAUAACAAUAUCCAGAUGACAUUCCCUCAUUUUGCCUGCCAGAGUUCCAUCUGUAGUCUCUCUCUCAGGGUUUAAAGACUAUGCCAGCAGUCAGAUAAGCACAUACUGCCUCAAACUAAUACAACUUCAAACUGCUGUUGAAGAAGCAGUACUAUCCUUUUUCCUCAGCAGAAGCUGAUGCAGGCAGCACCAAAUGAACACAGAUAACUUAGAAUUAGCAGUCUACUUGAACUGCCACAUUUUAAAUACUUUUACUUUAUCCUUAGGAAACCAGUACUUGUUCAUUUCCCCCCAUCUUACAAUCCAGAGAGGAUAAAAACCAGCCACCUAAAGUUUAACAAGACCUGUGAGCUCAGAAAGGGGUCCAGAAAGC